Messenger RNA from Cannabis sativa, 2501 nucleotides. RefSeq names its product protein COBRA. Bases 269 to 1501 code for a protein of 410 amino acids. Gene Ontology annotation, biological process: plant-type cell wall cellulose biosynthetic process; cellulose microfibril organization. The record is from RefSeq and is a predicted model, not a curated record. NCBI's taxonomy places the organism in Eukaryota, Viridiplantae, Streptophyta, Magnoliopsida, Rosales, Cannabaceae. Gene Ontology annotation, cellular component: plasma membrane. The transcript has 5 exons.
AUGUCUUACAUAAUAUUGUCAAUAGAAACUAUGUGUAUCAUUAAGAUGCAAUAAUUUCUUGGGAUAUUGAGCUGCCACGAAUCUUUGACUUAAUUAUUUUAUUCCAUAAUUAUAGGGAGUAAGCACGUGCAUACAUACAUUACACCAUUAAUUAAAAAUUAACACAUAAUUAUACUCUUGAUGAAGAGUAUAUAUACACAUAUUUAUAUCUAUCUUAGUCAACUGUUCAUUAUUAGAUCGGAAUGAAUUUAUUCUCGUAAUAGGGCAUAUGAUAGUAAAGAUGUACUGGAACAGAGCUAUUUUUCUUCAUUGUCUUUUCUCUUUGGCCAUUUCUUCACUAUCUUUCCACCAAAUCAACGGCUACGAUUGGCGAGAUCCUCUCGGCAACAUCACCAUCCGUUGGGACAUUAUCUCACCCACUCCAGACGGCUACGUGGCAGUGGUUAAUAUCACCAAUUACCAGAAGUAUCGGAAGGUGGAUGCACCCGGUUGGAAGCUGAGCUGGAGGUGGGCCCACAAAGAGAUCAUAUGGACAACUAUCGGGGCUCGCGUAGCGGAUCAAGGCAACUGUAGGCGGUUCAAGAAGAAUGUGCCAACUUCGUGUGCUAAGGCACCCACAAUUUUUGAUCUGACGGCUAAUGAUGAUGAGGUUAAACAGAAUCAGAAGAUCGACGGUUGUUGUAAGGGAGGGGUUCUACUCUCCCGAGUCCAGAGCUACCAUAACUCAACGACGGCGUUUCAGAUAGCCGUGGGUGGCGAGGGUAGUAGCAACAUCACUUGGCGCCUCCCCACCAACUACACAUUUAGGACGCCACAUGGCGCCUAUUCCUGCUCACGUGCCCGUGUUGUGCCUAACACCAGAUUCAUCAGUGCUGACCGAAGGCGGAUCACCCAAGCCAUGAAGACUUGGAAGGUGGAAUGCAGCUACAAACCACCCUCCCAAUUCAAGGACGUGCCAAAUCAGUGUUGUGUCUCUUUAUCCUCUGCUCUUGGGGUCAACACUUCUUGCCCAAUUUGUUCAUGCAGCUGCCCAAAUCAGAAUCAUUCAUGCUCUACAAAAAGGCAUGAUAGAUUAGUGUCGAAAAUAGAGUGUACGAAACACAUGUGCCCUGUAAACAUCAACUGGCAAGUGAUAAAUCAUCAAAGAAAGGUUCGAGUCACCAUAUCCAAUCUAAAUUACGCCAAAAACUAUCAAGAUUGGAUCAUGUUGGCUGAGCAUCCAGCUUUUGAUAACUCUACAACACUCCUUCAUGCUAAUCAUAAGUUCUUAUCCCCUAAGUCUUACAGUAACAAAAUGGAGGUAGUAUGGGGAAGGAGAGGCUACAAUGAUGCAUUGACACCAUUUGGGAAGAAGGGUUCAAGCAUUAAGAUGGUUAUGGUUUUCAAAAGGUACAAAGCUGGUCAUCAUGAUCGCGUAGCAACGGCAGAUUGGAAGAAUCCUCCAGAUGCAAUCUUUUUUAAUGGGGAUCUCUGUGUAAUCCCUAAUACCACUCAAUUCUAGUACAAGGCACCCCUAGUAUAAUAUACGAGUGCAAACUUUGGAAGGAGUUAUUAUUAUUAAUUAGUAUAUGUUAGUUUUGUUAGAAUUCUAUGAUAUUCAUAAAACAUAAAAAUAUAAACCAUGAGAUCAAUUUAUAUAUCUUUAUAUAUUAAAAGUGCCUAUCUAACGGCAUUUCUUGGUUUAACAUUCUUGGUUUAACAGAAUAUACUUAAAAAUAAAAGAAUAUUCUGUUAAAUUUAACGAUUAGGUUUGAUCUCCCAUUAAAAAAUAAACCCAAUAAUUAAACCCAAAAAAUUAAACAAUCUUUUAAAUAUUAAUAAUCUCUUUUUAAAUUAAAAAAAUCAUCUUAGCCACAUAUCUCUCUAACAAACUUAUUUUUAUUUAUUUUUUAAAAAAGAAAAAUACAGAUAAAAUAUCUAGAAAAGAUAAUAUAAAAGAAGAUUGAUUGUGUUGGCUUAGAGAUUUUUGGGCUUGAGCUUAAAAAAAUAAUAAAAAAAAAAGAUGAAAUGGGCUGUAAUUAGUAUUUACCUUAUAUGUUUGUGCUUAUUUUUAGUUUUAUUUUUAAUUUUACCACCAAGAGGAGAAGGUUGAAAAAUAUUAGAAUAUGAAAAUAUUAUUGGGGCUUAUUAGUAAUUUGCAAAGAAUGUGAAAGUCUAUAAAUAUAUAGUUGUGUAGCUAUUAUUAGAUAUGAAAUGAGAUAAUAGAACUUUUUUCAAUUAGAAGAUUAAUGUACAUUUUACUAUUAAUAACAUACAUUAUUAUAACGUAACUAUGUUUUACUUACUAAAUAUACUGACACAUAUUUUAUUUUUAUAAAACAAAUCGUUCAAAUAAUUAUACUAUUUUAAUUAUUAAUUAAAAUAAAAAACUAAAAUAUUAAAUAAAACUAACACUACGUGGCUUGGCACGUAACAAUCACCUAGUUUAUAUAUAUAUAUAUAAAAAAAAAAAAUUGUGUUUAAUGUGAUUAAAUUUUAUCAAAAAAAAAAAAAAGAAAGGA